AAUCGAGAUCCUCACAACACAAAUUACAUCUCCUCAACUCACCAAAUUCAACCACAAAUCUCUCUACGUCGAAAAUGUCUGGGCGCGGCAAGGGAGGCAAGGGGCUGGGCAAGGGCGGAGCGAAACGGCACCGUAAAGUGCUCCGCGACAACAUCCAGGGCAUCACGAAGCCGGCGAUCCGGCGCCUGGCGAGGAGAGGCGGCGUGAAGAGGAUCAGCGGCCUCAUCUACGAGGAGACCAGAGGAGUUCUCAAGAUAUUUUUGGAGAACGUCAUCAGAGACGCGGUGACUUACACCGAGCACGCUAGGAGGAAGACUGUUACUGCGAUGGAUGUGGUUUACGCUUUGAAGAGGCAGGGACGCACGCUUUACGGCUUUGGCGGCUGAUAUUUUCUCUAAUUUUUUGAAAUUCUGCUGUGAUUUUGAUAUUUCUUAGAAGCUGAAAUCGUUGAUGUUUGUAGAUCUGCUAUUUUACUAUCUUAAUUCAUCUAUGGAAGAAAUAUCUUGUUGGGGAAA
This is a messenger RNA of Salvia splendens (bonfire salvia), 515 nucleotides long. RefSeq names its product histone H4. Lineage: Eukaryota; Viridiplantae; Streptophyta; Magnoliopsida; Lamiales; Lamiaceae. The transcript has a single exon. The record is from RefSeq and is a predicted model, not a curated record. The coding region runs from base 75 to 386 and encodes 103 amino acids. Gene Ontology annotation, molecular function: protein heterodimerization activity; DNA binding; structural constituent of chromatin. Gene Ontology annotation, cellular component: nucleosome.